This is a messenger RNA of Trichomonas vaginalis G3, 804 nucleotides long. Its product is annotated as protein transport. The coding region runs from base 1 to 804 and encodes 267 amino acids. The record is from RefSeq and is a predicted model, not a curated record. Gene Ontology annotation, cellular component: trans-Golgi network membrane; recycling endosome membrane. Gene Ontology annotation, biological process: protein transport. NCBI's taxonomy places the organism in Eukaryota, Parabasalia, Trichomonadida, Trichomonadidae. The transcript has a single exon.
AUGGGAGAAAAUCCUUUCAUUGAUAACUCUGACGAUAUCGAAUUACCAGAUUUUGAAAAUAAGCCACAAUCACAACCUAUUCAGCCUAUGAAGGCUAAUGUUGUUGAAAAUGUUACAGAAAUUCCAAAAUUUGAUCCAUCAACCCUUCCUUUAGACAAAAAGGCCAGAUUGGAAGCAUUAAAAGCACGUGAAGCAGAAUUGCUUGCUAAACAAAAAGAAAUUCAAGCUACAGUUCAAGAUUUCGUAAAUGCACCAAAUUGGCCUUCGAUAUUCCCACUUGUUCACUAUGAUCCACAAGCAGAUUUGCCACCGUCAUCCAGAGAUUGCAUUCAAAAAUGCCUUUAUACCCUCAUUUUAUACACAAUUUUCAUUAUUCAUAAUUUAUUUGCUAUUCUUUGUGUGAGAAUCAAAGAUUACCAGCAUAUACAAAACUUCAUCUUCGCAUGCAUUCAAGGACUUGCCGGUUCCUACGUUUCAAUCAACUUUAUUUACAAUGGACUUUAUUCAGCUUGUCAGAAACGCGACAUUCCAUUCAGAUGGACAGUCUAUCAUUUCUUAUUCAUCGCAUGGUGUGUUUACCUUGUUGUUGGCUUCCCUUCAAGUGGAAGUGUUGGAUUGGCAACUUUCUUAGAUAUUAUCUCAAAGAGUGACAGUACAUUCUCCAAAUUCGUUGCAUUCUUCAAUUCUGCACUUGCUGGAGCUACAGCAUUCUACGCUUUCCUUACUCUUUCUGCAUCUCAGAAAUAUCAAAAGGUUAGCGGCCAAGAUGAACCUCUCGCUAACGACCAAGAGAAGAAAAUCUGA